This is a messenger RNA of Pseudovirgaria hyperparasitica, 1653 nucleotides long. RefSeq lists its product as uncharacterized. The transcript is spliced from 3 exons. The record is from RefSeq and is a predicted model, not a curated record. Gene Ontology annotation, cellular component: membrane. Gene Ontology annotation, molecular function: amino acid transmembrane transporter activity. The coding region runs from base 1 to 1653 and encodes 550 amino acids. Lineage: Eukaryota; Fungi; Ascomycota; Dothideomycetes; Acrospermales; Acrospermaceae. Gene Ontology annotation, biological process: amino acid transmembrane transport.
AUGGGCAAAGAAACCGGUUACGUCGUGGAAGAGAAGGCGCCAGCCUACGGCUCGGGCGACGAAGAAGCUUCGAUCAACGGUGUGAUUGAGAAUGUCGACGGUCUGGCUCGUCAGCUCUCCAAUCGUCAGAUUCAAUGGAUGACCUUGGGUGGUGCUAUCGGGACAGCUCUGUUCGUAUCGAUAGGCUGGGGUCUCAUUGGCGGUGGACCAGGUUCUCUACUCAUUGCCUUCACUUUCUACUCCUUAGUCAUCGCUGCUGUCAACAAUUGUAUCGCCGAGAUGACCACUUUCAUGCCUGUCUCCAGUUCUUUCAUCAAGUUUGCUAGCAUGUACGUCGACGAUGCAUUCGGAUUCAUGGCCGGGUGGAACUUCUUCCUAUACGAGGCUAUCCUUAUCCCAUUCGAGAUCUCGGCACUCAAUUUGGUGCUAACGUAUUGGAGAGACGAUAUCCCGUUAGCUGCAGUCUGCGCGGUCGUCAUUCUCCUGUACGCCAUCUUCAACGUCUUCGUUGUCAAGUGGUAUGGCGAAGCGGAAUUCUGGCUCGCUUCCGGCAAACUUAUCCUCAUUGUCAUGCUAUUUUGUUUCACAUUCGUCACAAUGUGCGGAGGCAACCCCAAGCACGAUGCGUACGGUUUCAGGUACUGGCGUGAGCCCGGUGCUUUUGCUGAAAGCGUUACGACUGGCCCUCUUGGAAAAUUCGAGGGAUUCCUAUCCUCGCUCUUUACUGCGGCAUGGACCGUCUUUGGUCCAGAGUAUAUCUCCAUGGUCGCUGGUGAGGCUGUGUCUCCUCGCACUACCAUCAAACAGGCCUUCAAGACUGUUUACUGGCGCUUCGGUGUCUUUUUCAUCGUCGGUGCUCUCUGUGUCGGUAUCGUGGUUCCGUACAACGACAAGACUCUCACACAUGUCCUCAGCACAUCAGGUAGCGGCACUGGCGCAGCCUCACCUUACAUCAUUGCUAUGCAGAACAUGGGCAUCAAGUUCCUACCCGACCUCACCAACGCUCUUCUUGUCACCUCUAUCUUCUCUGCCGGAAACGCCUAUACAUUCUGUGCUUCUCGCUCUCUCCAUGGUCUUGCAGUUCAAGGUCAGGCGCCAAAGUUCUUGCGCAAGACCACUCGUCGUGGUGUACCCAUCUACUGCUUCUUGAUCACCAUGAUCUUCCCGUUCCUCUCCUUCCUCUCUGUAUCCGACGGAUCCGCUCAGGCUAUAAAGUGGCUCGUCAACCUUGUCACCGCCUCGCAAGUGCUCAACUAUGUGAUCAUGUCCAUCACUUACAUCUGCUUCUACCGCGCGAUGAAGGCACAGGGCUUCGAUCGUAAUGCGCUCCCCUACAAGGGCUGGUUCCAGCCAUACUGCGCCUGGAUUGCGCUCUUCUUUACCACCAUCAUUGUUUGCAUCCAGGGAUAUACUGUAUUCCUGCCCAGCAAGACUGGUUUCGUUGUCGGCACCUUCUUCACCUAUUACACAAUGAUAUUUGUCUGCAUUCUCCUCUUUGUCGGGUGGAAGGUCGUCAAGAGGACUAAGUUCGUCAGGCCCGAGGAGGCAGAUCUUGUUGGUGAGAGGCCAUCCAUCGACAAAUAUGAGGCGAUGACUACGCCGCCAUUGGGUCUGUGGGAGGAUAUUGCCAAGAGCCUGCGAUUGAGGAAGUAA